This is a messenger RNA of Histoplasma mississippiense, 1911 nucleotides long. RefSeq lists its product with no specific name. The record is from RefSeq and is a predicted model, not a curated record. The coding region runs from base 1 to 1911 and encodes 636 amino acids. NCBI's taxonomy places the organism in Eukaryota, Fungi, Ascomycota, Eurotiomycetes, Onygenales, Ajellomycetaceae. The transcript has 5 exons.
AUGGCUCGUGGACACCGCGUACCAUCACCCGUCGACAGCGACAGCGAGGAGGACCCGAUGGACGAUGGUGAUGGUGAUGAUGAUGAUGAUAGCGAUGGCACGGCCUCCGAUUCCAGCGGAGAGACCGACCUGACGGACCCGGCUGAUUACGGGGAAGACGGCAAGAAUGACGCCAGCGAUCUGGCUGGUCUGCUGGCGGGCGACGAGCACCUUCCAGAGUACCCAGACGGAUCCUUACUCCAAUACGAUGAAUACGCGCCCAAUUCUCGGAAGCUGCUCGACCGCAUCGAGCAGGAAUGGUUCAAAUUCUGCGCCUGCGUCAAGCGGGACCCCAAGGAGAUGUAUCAGCGGAUGGACGUAAAGAUGCUAUACACUUUCUUCCGCUGGGUGCUGAACCAACGUCGCGGCAAGGGUGGGAGACGACGCCAGGGGCUCAAAUACCAGAGCUCCCUGGAGACGUACUGGAAGAUCUUCCGUCUGGUCUACGAGAGGGAGAUGCAGGAGAAGAUCGGCCGGGAGAUAUCGCUGAGGGUGACCAAAAAUGUGAUCCCAAAACUGGCGCGGCUGUACCAUCUCAAGAAGGGGCGGCGGAAGAAGUCGGUCGUCUAUCUGGACGACCUCGUCAAGGUCGUCGAGACGACCGUCACCACCACCAAGAAGAAGUUCGGUCACGGCCGGCAGCGGAUCCUGCUCUGCCUGUUCUUCCAGCUGGCCGGGUUCUCGGCCAAUCGACCGCAGGCGUUGCUGAAUCUGUGCUACCGGCACAUCAAGAUCACCCUCCUGAAGGACCCCGAUGGCGGGCCCAAUAACAUCCUGAUCGAGUUUACCAUUGAAUUCGCCAAAACAUUCCUUGGAGAGAAGGAGGAGCGGAUCGGGGAGAUAUCUGCGUUCCGCGACAUCGUUCGGCCGUACAGCCUGCGAUAUGGUGCCGGCAAGGCGCUAGAUAACAGCGGGCACGUCAGCGAAGCGGUUCGCAGUCUCAUCUUCCAGCACUCAGAUCCCCGUACGUUCCUCAAAUACUAUCUCCACAGGAAGGUGGACAAGGACGUUCGCGCCAUCGUCCAGGGUCUGGACCCGCAGGAACAUAUCAUGCGCGCGGCGUGCCGGAUGCUCCGCUCCGUCAAUCCGCGCCGGCCGCAGGAACUGACCACGGCCCAGUCGAGGUCGGUCAACCAGCAGCCCCACAUCCAGGAACUCAUCCGGAAACGCGAUCUGUUCAGCAGACGCCUUGGGCGACCCUUCAAGAAGCACAAGGGGACCGUCAAGUACGAGCUCCACAGGAAGAUCAGCUGUGAGCUGGCAGGCGCACGCCAGCGGGCGAGAGACAAACUCCUACGUGAUGUACAGGAAAAAUUUGACUUCGAGGAGCCCCUGCGCGAGAUCAAGCGACAGCUGUCCGGGAUCGAGAUCUCAAAGACAUUCGGUGAGUCUCGGAGCACCAAUGAGAAAGUCCCGCCCCCGCAGCAACGACUGAUCUCGGCGCUUCUCUCGCUGCCCUGCGAGACGCUGUGGGACGAGAUGCUUCGACGCACCGAGGGGAUCGACGCGGUUGCGGCAUACUGCCUCUUCGAGGAGGGGGAUACUUGCCGACUCCCGCAUGACAAGAGACAUACCACCCUGGCGCUUCAGAGGGUCAGGGUGGAGGUGCACGUCCCUCCGCCUCCCAGCCAGAGGGAGAUCGCAGCGGGGGCCGUGAUGAAGGGCCAUCGGCCACUCUACUGCUUCAUCUGUCUGGAUAGAUUCUCUACCCACGGCGGGGUGACCAAGCACCUCGGACGUAAACACCUCCAGCGCAUCAAGCCUGGAGACACGAUCAGAUGCCCACGCUGUGAUGUGGUCCUCGAGAGCAAGAUGGAGCUUCAGAGCCACGCCUACCAUGUCCACAGCACGGUUAGCCCAGACGACCCGUAG